Aspergillus puulaauensis is the source of this 183-nucleotide messenger RNA. RefSeq lists its product as uncharacterized. The transcript is spliced from 3 exons. The record is from RefSeq and is a predicted model, not a curated record. Lineage: Eukaryota; Fungi; Ascomycota; Eurotiomycetes; Eurotiales; Aspergillaceae. The coding region runs from base 1 to 183 and encodes 60 amino acids.
AUGAAGCUCUCUUGGAUCGCUGCUCUCGCUGUCGUCGGCACUGCCAUUGCCGUCCCUGCCCCUGGCGGACCCAGCACUCAGCUUAAACCCGGCGCGCCAUGCAAGAAGGACGGAAGCCUUGGUAUUUGCCCAUCCAAGGUCUGCAUCCAAAAACCCGACCAGGACCAGGGCCACUGCAAAUAA